AUCCUUCGCCGCGCAGCUCUGACGGUCAUGUGACUGGUGACGUCGGACCAGGAAGUGGGGUGCUGCUGCUGCUGCUGCUUCUGCUGCUGACAAUCUUCAUCUCUGCCACAGACGACCAUGACGUCCAUCAUUAAAGAAACACGAAGCAUAAAAGAAGCGGUGACUUUCAUCAACGCGAUUGAUGUGAACAAGUUCUCCAGGAUGAUCUCUCGCAUCAUACAGAAGCUCCAUCUGAAGGGAGAGAAGACGUUCAGUGAAGAGGAGGAGCAAAAACUUCAGGCUGCUCUCUCAUUGGAUAAACAGGCUCUCAAUUUAGUCCUGGAAACCGCUGCCUUCAUACUUGAGCAGGCUGUGUAUCAUCACGUAAAGCCGGCCUCUCUGCAGCAGCAGCUGGAGGCCGUUCAUCUGAACCCAGACAAAGCCGAGGUCUUCUCUCAAGCCUGGGCCACCGCUGGACCUGAGCUAGUGGAGAAGCUCAAGCAUAACAUCUUUGCCCCAAAGAAGCUGGAGUUUGUAGGAUGGCAGUUAAACCUGCAGAUGGCCCAGUCCAGCCAAGCCAAACUGAAAUCUCCCAGUGCCGUCCUCCAACUGGGGCUUCGCAAGGAAGACUCUGAGGUCCAGGAAAAUGUCUUUGUUGAGUUUAACCACCAGGAGCUGCUUGAAUUCUACAACAAGCUUGAAAUCGUACAAGGACAGUUGGAUUCUUUGACUUGAUGCCUGCUGCUCUUUGUAGGACACCCGCUUUCCACACACAUACACACACACACACACACACACACACACACAUUUACACACAAACAGAUGUUGUUAGUGUUGUUGCUGACAGCGAUGCCAGCUGUUUGAAGCCUAGAGAUUUCAUUAUUGCUCUAAUUUAUUAGAGAGAAUGUCAGAAUGGGUUGACAGGAGUCUCUUUCCCCUUUGAGCUCCAUUCAAUCCAGGUCUGUGUUCAAAUGUUUUUUGAAAUGCAAUCUCUUCAUCAAGGAGAUGUUGGGGAAACCAUUUGUCUGUACCCUGCCAUAAGUAACACAAUGAUGAAUUGUUCUUCAAAUGAGUUGUAUGAAGUUAAAGUGUGCCAAUAGCCAGCGAUGUAAAAAGAAAUGAUGUGAAAGACUUGAAACAGAAAUGUAUUUUGUAACAUUCUAAUAAAAUCUGAAUUGGAGAUGAAAUCCUUCCAAGCUG
Platichthys flesus (European flounder) is the source of this 1179-nucleotide messenger RNA. RefSeq names its product COMM domain containing 10 (gene commd10). Bases 118 to 714 code for a protein of 198 amino acids. The record is from RefSeq and is a predicted model, not a curated record. The transcript is spliced from 7 exons. Lineage: Eukaryota; Metazoa; Chordata; Actinopteri; Pleuronectiformes; Pleuronectidae.